AUGAGCGAGACGAGAGAGAUGAGCGAGACGAGAGGGAUGAGCGAGAUGAGAGAGAUGAGCGAGACGAGAGAGAUGAGCGAGACGAGAGAGAUGAGCGAGACGAGAGAGAUGAGCGAAACGAGAGAGAUGAGCGAGACGAGAGAGAUGAGCGAGACGAGAGAGAUGAGCGAGACGAGAGAGAUGAGCGAGACGAGAGAGAUGAGCGAAACGAGAGAGAUGAGCGAGACGAGAGAGAUGAGCGAGACGAGAGAGAUGAGCGAGACGAGAGAGAUGAGCGAAAUGAGGGAGACGAGAGAUGAGCGAGACGAGAGAGAUGAGCGAGACGAGAGAGAUGAGCGAGACGAGAGAGAUGAGCGAGACGAGAGAGAUGAGCGAGACGAGAGGGAUGAGCGAGACGAGAGAGAUGAGCGAGACGAGAGAGAUGAGCGAGACGAGAGAGAUGAGCGAGACGAGAGAGAUGAGCGAGACGAGAGAGAUGAGCGAGACGAGAGAGAUGAGCGAGAUGAGAGAGAUGAGCGAGACGAGAGAGAUGAGCGAGACGAGAGAGAUAAGCGAAACGAGAGAGAUGAGCGAGACGAGAGAGAUGAGCGAGACGAGAAGGAUGAGCGAGACGAGGGGGAUGAGCAAAAUGAGGGAGACGAGAGAUGA
This is a messenger RNA of Knipowitschia caucasica, 648 nucleotides long. The record is from the annotation of a GenBank genome assembly. NCBI's taxonomy places the organism in Eukaryota, Metazoa, Chordata, Actinopteri, Gobiiformes, Gobiidae.